AUGGUCCCGUCGCUGCUGCGCGGCGAGAAAGUCCUCUUUCGUCGGAGCAACGGCCCAGGAGGAGCCGACUCGGCACCACCCCCGAGGUUCCGCGUCAACUUUGCCGAGGUGCAGCGCAUGAAGCUGCGCAAGCUGCAGUGCCAGGUCGUGCGCGAUGUUGCCGAGAUGCGCAGCCAUGGGAGGGAGGCGGAGGGCUGGGAGGAGAAUCUAGAGAAGUAUGUGAAAGCUCUACAGGACUACGAUUACAUGCAGAACCGCGCGCGGUCGAACCGCGAUCCCUUCCUCGUUACGGGGGAGUAUUACACGGAUAACUACAUCCUCGGCCAGUACCUCUCCGCCGGACUACAGGCCCAAGAGCUCGAAACGGCCGGGUCGGUCGGGGACUGGGAAACCGACGACAGCAGACAGACGGUCUGCGGCACGCGCGGUGACAACCUGUCCAGAACGUGGUUCGUCAACUUCAGGCGGCGCGUCGCCAUCGCCGCCGUCGGCGGGCUGUUUCUCGUCGGGCCCAUGUGGCUGAUGGUGCUGUACAACAAGCUGUAUGCCCAGCUGAUCUCGACGACCGUGUUUGUGACGGCGUUUGGCAUCGUCAUGGCCAUUUUCCUGAAUAAGGAUGACGCUGUCCUGGCCAGUACCGCUGCCUACGCCGCUGUCCUGGUUGUGUUCGUCGGGACGAGCACCAGCGGGGAUGGAGGCGCACCACCUUCGUUGUGA
This is a messenger RNA of Chaetomium fimeti, 717 nucleotides long. RefSeq lists its product as uncharacterized. The record is from RefSeq and is a predicted model, not a curated record. Lineage: Eukaryota; Fungi; Ascomycota; Sordariomycetes; Sordariales; Chaetomiaceae. The transcript has 2 exons. Bases 1 to 717 code for a protein of 238 amino acids.